Meleagris gallopavo (turkey) is the source of this 2872-nucleotide messenger RNA. The record is from RefSeq and is a predicted model, not a curated record. NCBI's taxonomy places the organism in Eukaryota, Metazoa, Chordata, Aves, Galliformes, Phasianidae.
UGAUCAUCUUUGUGGCUCUCCUCUGGACCUUCUCCAACAGGUAGUGGCCAUCAGUCCACAAGACUACACCUGAAGGUCUGCAGAGUAACACACCCAAACACAGUGGUCCCUGACAGGAAGCUUGUAAAUGUUUUGCCUCCAUUUGUAUCUGCUUCAGAAUGGCAGUAGCAGCUAACUUCAAAGUUUGUAAAUAAACACAGUCUGCUAUUCCAUCUCCCUUGUGGAAUGCAGGUAUGAAGCUAGGCACAGCUGUCAAAGUGUGAGUGUACGAUGACUGUAUGUAUGUUGAAACUGCAUAGCAAUUGCUGGUGGAAUAAUACCAAGUCCUUUCUGGAGACUGCAAGGUAUGUAAUACAGGAUUAUAAAGCAUUUUGAAAAGAAUUCUGAAAUUAUGUCAGUUUAUUUGUAUUGCUUCGGUCUGCCAUUUAUAGUGUAUUUUCAAUUUGAUGUAAUCUAAGGGAAAACCUCUGAAAGAAGCAGAAGGGGAAGUCCUAUAUGCUGCCUCAUUUCUGGAGUGGUUUGCAGAAGAAGCUCGCCGAGUUUAUGGAGAUGUCAUUCCAGCAUCUGCAAAAGACAGAAGAAUCCUGGUGCUGAAACAGCCGGUAGGAGUGGCAGCAAUUAUAACCCCAUGGAAUUUCCCCAGUGCUAUGAUUACCCGGAAGGUUGGUGCAGCUUUGGCAGCUGGCUGUACAGUAGUAGUGAAACCUGCAGAGGACACACCUUUAUCAGCAUUAGCUCUUGGAGAGCUUGCAAACCAGGCUGGAAUUCCAGCAGGAGUGUAUAAUGUUGUUCCUUGUUCAAGACAGCAGGCCCCAGCUGUAGGGGAGGUUCUGUGCACUGAUCCAUUGGUAGCCAAAAUAUCUUUUACGGGCUCCACUGCAACAGGAAAGAUACUGCUGAAACAUGCAGCUGGCACUGUGAAGCGAGUUUCCAUGGAGCUUGGAGGGCAUGCUCCUUUUAUAGUGUUUGACAGUGCUGAUGUGGACCGUGCUGUUGCAGGAGCCCUUGCUUCUAAGUAUAGAAACUCAGGUCAGACGUGUGUUUGUGCAAACCGUUUCCUGGUGCAGAGGGGGAUCCAUGACAAAUUUGUAGAAAAGUUUGCUAAAGCCAUAGAGAGCGAGCUGCGUGUUGGAAGUGGAUUUGAUGCAAAAACUACCCAGGGGCCAUUAAUUAAUGAAAAAGCAGUAGAGAAGGUAGAGAGACACAUUAACGAUGCAGUUUCACAAGGAGCAUCUGUUGUGACUGGAGGGAAACGACACAGCCUGGGAAAGAACUUCUUUGAGCCAACGUUACUGAGUAACGUUACGACAAAAAUGCUUUGCACACAAGAGGAGACAUUUGGCCCUUUAGCACCAGUUAUCAAAUUUGACACUGAAGCAGAAGCCAUUGCUAUAGCAAAUGCAGCUGAUGUGGGUUUAGCAGGAUAUUUCUAUUCCCAAGAUCCAGCACAGAUCUGGAGGGUUGCAGAGCAGCUGGAAGUUGGAAUGGUUGGUGUAAAUGAAGGCAUAGUCUCCUCGGCUGAGAGUCCCUUUGGUGGGAUAAAGCAGUCUGGCAUAGGGAGAGAAGGUUCCAAGUAUGGCAUUGAUGAAUACUUAGAAAUUAAGUACGUCUGCUUUGGAGGCUUGUAGCAAUCUUCAGAAAGCACAAUCCCAACAUCUUGGAAAAGACUGCUGUAGUUUUCAAAGCUUUCUGAACCAGAAAUAUGUCGUGAAUGCAACUUUUACCUUCUUUAAAAAUAAGCAACCCUGUCCUGUAUGUGAGACAUAUUGACAGCAUUAUGUGCCACGUGUUUUUACAUGUUUGUACUACGUGAGUACAUUGUUUUUCAGCAAUGUGAUCACAGUGCCCAUUACCUCUGAAAGGGAGUAGGGAAGAAUGCACAAUUAUUAUUCUUAGAUCACCCUUGUUAGUGGGGAGAACUUGGAGAUUGCAGCUUUAUGGAAAUAGAUCACAAUCUGUGUCAAGGGGAAAACAGACCAUCUUUUUCUACUGCCUCUGUUUGAGUGUGUGUAGGAUAGGGGAAGUGUUGGUUACAGCAAGCUGCCUUUAAACUUCUGUGCAAGCACCAACAUUUUCAAAUGUGGUUAUGUAACUUUCUUUUAGAAGCAGGCAUGUCUUUUUUUUUUUUUUUUUAAACUUGUUGGGAUAAUCUGAUGCUUAUGAUAGAUGAGGAAGUGCUUGGGUACAACAAGGAAUCCAUGCAGGUGGAUGAACAGCUUUGUAAGUGCAUCUUAACACUGGCUGCAGAGCUGUCAGCUGUUCAGCCUUUGGGCUUCUGAGCAAAGAGCUGUAAUUUGUGCCUAACAGCUGGCAAGUUUGGGAUCAGGUACAGCCCUUGUCUGGUAUGUAUGUGAGUUUCAGUUCAGAGAGGAUGGCACUGCAGGACAGAGCUGCUGGCUCAGCGAGGAGCAGGAGGGAGAUGAGAUGCAAAGCUGCAGGAAUAACUUACAGAAUGUUAAGGGGACACUGAAGAGCCUGUAUGAAUGAAUCCCAAAUGCUGACAUGAGAACGUAUAUAAACUCUCUUCUGUGAAAAGAACUGUCCUUUGGUAGAAGGAAGGUCACUGAUGUCAGUGUUCCUCAGCACUCUAAAGAACAUGAGCAGAUGGUUUAGCUCCUCUGGGCUUUACGCCUUGGAUUUAUGGUCACACAAGCAAAUAUCCCUUAUUGAGAAAGGUAAACGCAUUUUUUUUUUACUUGGGGAGCUUGCAGUCUAAGAAGGACUUAAAUAAAAAUAAUUGUAGGCAAGACUUUUACCCAUAAUUCCACUAUUUUAAUUGACAUCUUUAAAAGAUUUAAGAUUCCUUAGUAAGAAAAAAAACCAACAAAACAACAUCAUUUCAGUGGAAGAAGCCCUUUAAAAAAAAAAAAAA